This is a messenger RNA of Sceloporus undulatus (fence lizard), 1478 nucleotides long. It is a transcript of the gene JPT1, whose product is annotated as Jupiter microtubule associated homolog 1. Bases 110 to 583 code for a protein of 157 amino acids. The transcript has 5 exons. NCBI's taxonomy places the organism in Eukaryota, Metazoa, Chordata, Lepidosauria, Squamata, Phrynosomatidae. Gene Ontology annotation, cellular component: nucleus. The record is from RefSeq and is a predicted model, not a curated record.
GCGGCGGGCGGUGUCCGCAGUCGACGCCAGCAGCCGCUGGGAGAGGUUGUGCGGGAAUAUCAUCUUCCGCCGGCCUCUUGUCUCGGGCGCCGCCUCCUCCUUCCCCGCCAUGACCACCACGACCACCUACGAAGGGAUGGACCCCAGCGGACGCAGCAGCUCCAGGGUUCUUCGCCCACCAGGUGGUGGCUCCAGUUUCAACUUUGGAUUUGAUUUACCAAAAGAACAACAGCAAGGAGGCAGAAGGAACAAGAUGGCAUCCAGUAUCUUUGGGACCAUAGAAGAAAAUCCACCUUCCUGGGCUAGGUCAACAGCACCCAAAACCAGUGAUGCCAAUGAAAGUUCUGAACCACUUGGGUCACACAGAAGAAACUCUUCUGAUGCAAGCUCUACUGAUUGUGUAGAUCCAAAGGGCGGGGAAGGAGAAGCUCAUGAAAACACAGAAGUCGACAUAGACUCUGCAUCAGGCCUGAGUGAAGAGAAGCCCCUACCGGCUGCACCUGUGCCUAGCCCAGUAGCCCCAGCGCCUGUACCAUCUAGGAGAAAUCCACCUGGUGGAAAGUCCAGCUUAGUCCUUGGUUAAACUUGAUCAUCCUUUGCUUCUUCUGUCUACUUGGAACUCAUGUCUGUCAUCUUUGUUUUUUCUUCCAUGCUUGUGAACUGCACAGCUUGAGCCUGACAACUUCUCAAACUCUCAUUAAAGAAGCACUUUAUGUACUUCAUCUCCUUGAAAAAAGAAAUGUUUUUUUCUAACUUCUGUCUUGUCUCCCUUGGGUCUAAUGGAAGUGGCAUGUGUGAUUUCUUUUUCUAGUGGUAGAUAUAGAGCUGUAUUCACUAUGCAGUCCAUGGCUGACUGAAAGAUUUCUGAGGUCUUUUGUGGUGUGUUUCAUAAACUAGGCUGGUUGGUUCUGAGUGUGCUAGGUAACUUUUUUGUCCACAAACUAGUAGGACCCCUUAGUUGGUUUAGAAAGGUUGAAAGAUGGGAUUGUACAUAUCAGAAGAUGGAUGACAAAAUGUUCUUUCUCUCUCUCUGCAACACAUGCUGGUUGAGUAUCCAAGGUAUACUGUUCAGUAACUAGCAAAUAUCUAGUCCGGUUUGUGCAGAUUACCAGAUUAUUAUUACCAGAACAGAAUUGUGGUGGUAAUAAUUAACCAUGCUGCCCUCAAUAAGAAGAAUUUUGAUUCAACCGUGACAAGAUGAGACCAGUGCCAAAUACAGGGUUGCUGACAUGAGCCAGCUGUUCUAUUUCCUGAGUAUUGGUCCACUCUUUAAGUGACAAUAAAAUGGAUCUUACAGAAGUAAGUACUGGGAUGGAGACAAAUUGGUAAAGGAACAUUUCAGGUCCAAAUUACUCUAGUGCUAUGCAUGAUCAUGCUGGUGCUUGACAAUGAGGUGAAAAUCUCAUCCUUCUAAAUGUGUAUUGUAUCUUGAUAAAGCUGGAUUGUUGCUUAAAAAUAAAGAAUAUAGAAAUUUUGAA